Molecule: messenger RNA, 3352 nt
Organism: Paramisgurnus dabryanus
Lineage: Eukaryota; Metazoa; Chordata; Actinopteri; Cypriniformes; Cobitidae
Gene: vsir
Product: V-set immunoregulatory receptor
Biological process (GO): regulation of immune response; negative regulation of alpha-beta T cell activation
Cellular component (GO): plasma membrane
Source: RefSeq, a predicted model, not a curated record
GUCUCACUUCAGAGUAGAUUGUGAGAUGUUUAACUUAAUGUUAACAAGCUAACAAGUUAACAUCAUUUAGGAAUAAGACACAAUUACAACUCUGCCUUUACAGCUGGAGAUAUUGUCAGGAACUUUGGUAACUUUGUGAAAGUUACAGGAGAUCAGGACUGAUGGAUGUAUUUUCAUCUCUGUGGCUUUGCGCUUAUCUCUUUUUGGCUGUACAAGCGAUUGGAGAGCGCCAUUCUCCAACUUUGUCUGCUCCCCAUCGGCAAUACGUAUGUCCUGUUGGGGCCAACGUCACUUUAACAUGUUACCAGUCUGGAUCCGUAACUCACCCGGAGGACAAACAUCCGCACACCUGGGUCUUUACGUCUAACAUCAACGAGCACUGUCACAAUGGCUUACACCCGCGUGGGACAGGUGCCAACAACCGCUCACUCGGUGUAGAAUACAAGUGGGAUGGGCAUCUCUUCUCCAUCACCCUGCAGAACAUCAAGCAGAACGACCAGGGUAGAUACUGCUGCCGGCUUUUGGACAUCCAGACCAAGAAACACAAAACCGAGGUGGAGGCCCAUAACUACAUCUUACUGACUGUGAUGCCAGCUCACAACGGCAGUCUGAAAUGUUCAGAGUUGGUCCAGAAUUCUUCAGAAGAUGCCCUGGCUGAAGGUCUGGCUAUCGCAGCCUGCAUCGCUUUUAUUCUGUGUCUCCCACUCAUACUAAUGCUGGUUUACAGACAAAGACAAGCAGUCGGCCAGCGCAGACGUGCACACGAGCUGGUGCGCAUGGACAGUGCGCAGGGACAUGAAAAUGCAGUGUUUGCUGUCGAUUCUCCCGAGCCUAAACCCCGGACCGUAUCCCAAAUAAUGCGUCAGUCAUCGGAAACAGGACGCCACCUCUUGUCAGACCCUGGAACUCCGUUUUCCCCCAUACAAGGAGACGUCUUCUUCUCUGUGCAGGAACCCAUUCCUGAGUCUCCAAACCUACUUCUUGAUUAAGUAAUGUUCACUCCCAGGAAUGCCUGGUGCUUCUUCCUUCUGUAUACCAUCAUGCAUCUAUCUUCCUGUUUCCUGCAAGGAUGAUUAGGAGUGACCCCUAAAACCAGGAGAUUUCAACUGCUUUGGUGCCCACUAUCUGGUGAUUUCUGCCCAGCGAUGUGAAGGACAAUCCAUAACUUGGUGCAACCAUGAUUCCAAGAGAUGUCGAGGAGAUUUGUGCUGAACGUUUUUAAAGCGUCACGUUGUUUGUGGCUUUGUACCUGCACUUAAACAACUAUUUCUUUUUUGAUCAUAAUCAUGAUCAUAAUUUUUCUAUCAUCCUCUCUUCAAUCUUUCUGUGCUGAAAUACAUGUUCAUCCUCUAUCUUAUCUUCUGUCAGAGAUGGAUCUCGUUCACAUGUGUACUCUGCAGCCACAUUCACUUAAAAAAACUGUUAAACUGCAGUCAAAUUACUUUUCAUAUAAACAAACCACUCUGCUAUUUACACAUACAACUUCUAAUUCUACUACUAAAAUAUGUGUUACAUUUUCAGGAAAGGCUGUAUGUGUGUGAAAUAAUGUAGAGCUUCAGCCUCCCUGUAUCUCAGUGUCUCAAUACUCAGUAUCUCAGUCUACCAGUAACUUAAGUGUCGCAGUUUCCCAGGAUCUCAGUCUCCCAGUAUCUCAGUCUCCCAGUAACUCAGUGUCUCAGUUUCCCAGUUACUCAGUGUCUCAGUCUCCCAGUAUCUCAGUCUCCCAGUAACUCAUUGUCUCAGCCUCGCAAUAACUCAGUAUCUCAGUCUCCCAAUAACUCAGUGUUUCAGCCUCCCAGUAACUCAGUGUCUCGGUUUCCCAGUUACUCUGUGUAUCAGUUUCCCAGUAACUCAGUGUCUCAGUCUCCCAGUAUCUCAGUCUCCCAGUAACUUAGUGUCUCAGUUUCCCAGUUACUAAGUGUCUCAGUCUCACAGUAUCUCAGUCUCACAGUAACUCAGUGUCUCAGUUUCCCAGUUACUCAGUGUCUCAGUUUCCCAGUAACUCAGUGUCUCAGUCUCCCAGUAUCCCUCAGUUUCCCAAGUUUACCAGUAACUCAGUGUCUCAGUCUCGCAGUAUCUCAGUCUCCCAGUAACUCAGUGUCUCAGUCUCCCAGUAUCUUAGUCCCCCUGUAUCUCAGUGACUCAAUACUCAGUAUCCCAGCAACUCAUUGUCUCCGUCUCCCUGAAAUUUUAGUGUCUCAGUCCCUUUGUAUGUCAGUCCCCCCGUAUCUCAGUGCCUCAAUCUCAGUAUCUCAGUCUCCCAGUAGCUCAGUGUCUCAGUUUCCUGCCUCAAUACUCAGUAUCUCAGUCUCCUAGUAACUCAUUGUCUCAGUCUCGCUGUAUUUCAGUGUCUCAGUCCUCAGUACCUGUAUCUCAUUCUCCCUGUAUAUUAAUGUAUUAUUACUCAGUAUCUCAGUCUCCCUGUAUAUUAAUGUAGUAUUACUCAGUAUCUCAGUCUCCCUGUAUCUCAGUAUCUCAAUACUUAGUGUCUCAGUAUCCCUCAGUUAUCCUUUACCACCGAAACGGUGCUGAUAUUGAUGCUCAGCUAGGGAUUCGUUUUGGGAACUUAUUAUAACGUUAAAGGUAAUUUAAUUCAGUGUCUUUAUUGAACGGGGAUAGAUUGAGCACCAGCACUGCAUCAGUGGUAAAAAGAUCUAACACCAUCUCAGCUUGAGACCCGCCGAGAAAAGUGGGGCUGUUUUAAAGCCUCUCGUGGUGAGUGCGGAUCUGUUGUGGUGCUUUUAUCAGGUAUGUAGUUUACAGUAUGCCAUGCACUCUCACAGAGUUUGUGCAAUUUCUUUUGGUAAAUGUUUUAUCGGUGACAAUCAAACCAGUGUCACUUUUUACCAUGUAUGGUUAAAAGGCCACAUCAAGGACACAUAAAAAGGAGAUUUUGUAUAUUUUAUAUCUUUUUUACAUGUGGGAAUGUGUGUGCUUGUGCAGACAAGUGUGUUUUUUUUUUUACUUUCAGCUGGACUGUAAUGUAGAUUGAAAAAAGCAAAGCACUGGUAAACUAUUUCAAGAAGCUUAAAAGUUUAAAUUCACUGCCAUACAGAGUGCCAAAACUUUGCUUUUUUUCUAAAUGAAUGAAUGGAAGGGAUGGAUGGAUCUUAGGUGAAUGUCUGCAAAUUUGCUUUGUAAAUAUGCUUAUGAAAAUGCCACUUUACCACUUUGUAUAUUUUAAGUUGUAUAUUCGAGAUUGAUUUCUGUGUUCCUGUACAAUGUUCAUACCAUAUAUGAUGUAGCUCAAGUGAUAAUGCUGUGCAAUAUGAUUCAACUGCUGAUACAAUCAAAAUUAUUUGCUUAUAUGUCUUUUAAAAAAAAUAAAACAAGAUUUUAAGUUCUCAUAAAA